Messenger RNA from Silurus meridionalis, 2854 nucleotides. RefSeq names its product alpha-N-acetylgalactosaminide alpha-2,6-sialyltransferase 2-like. The transcript has 10 exons. Lineage: Eukaryota; Metazoa; Chordata; Actinopteri; Siluriformes; Siluridae. Gene Ontology annotation, molecular function: sialyltransferase activity. Bases 922 to 2199 code for a protein of 425 amino acids. The record is from RefSeq and is a predicted model, not a curated record.
UAUGGUGGAGUCAUGAACACUGACCUUAACUGAGGCAAGUGAAACCUGCAGUUCUUUGGAUGUUGUUGUGGGGUCUUUUGUGACCUCUUUGAUGAGUUGUCGCUGUAAUCUUGGGGUAAUUUUGGUCAGCCGGCCACUCCUGGGAAGGUUCUCCACUGUUCUCCAGAGUCCCAAAGCUUUGGAAAUGGCUUUAUAACCUUUUCCAGACUGAUAGAUCUCAAUUACUUUCUUUUUCAUUUGGAAAGGACUUUAUUUAUUUAUUUUAAUAUAAUCUCAUUGUACAUUUCCCCUCCUGUUCACAGCUGACAUUAGGGACACCAAUACAUUGGUCCUCUCUUUUUUUUUCUAGUUGGUUAUAAAGCUAACGUAAAACAUUAUCCAGUGAUAUAGCUUUAUCAUGUUCAUGAAUGCUGCUUGACAUACAAAUGACAAAUCACAAAAGACUCUUUAUUGUUCUUGGAGAAUGUUCCCAGACUGGUUAUCUGACUGUAGACUUUAGAUGUUUCGCUUUUGUUGUAUUCUGUGUUUUCUUUAUUACAAAUCCUUGUCAUUUUUACACGCUUCCUUAUUCUUCUUCAGAUUUUUUUUUGGCCCCUCCUUUAUUCAUUCCUUUUUUCUUUUUUUCUUGUAGGGGCAGGAUUAUGUGACUGUUGCUUGUUUUACACGCAGACCAUCCCUUUUGUUGCUUGUGUGUUUGUAGAGCUCACAUUUUAAGUGGGAUUGAUUUUCUGAACAUGUUAUUCAACUUUUGUUUACCAGAUUGUGUCUAAAAGGAAUUUCAUCUCUAAAGCAGGACCUACUUCCAGGUUUAUGCGGCCUGUUUUGAGAUUAAUGAAAAGACGGCCCUCAAUUUUCCUUCAUCACUUCUCACAAUCUUGAUGUGAUCAGCUUUUUUGUCUGCCGCAAGACCAAGAUUGCAAGAUGACAUUUUUGCGACUUCAGAAAAAGCUAGUGCUGUCCUUGUUCGUGUUGUUUUUAAUAGGAGGGUUGUACCUACUGGGCUCAAACCGUAAUCACAACAGUUUAGAGGACUACGAAGGAUACAAGGACACGUACCCUGAUCUUUGGAAUUCUGAAUUUAAUAUGGAAAAUAAAGAUGAACAGACAGACGACACAAUAGAGGAUGUAUACAAAAGACCUUGGAUCGAAAUGCACAACAAACCUACAAAUUCUUCAUUGAAACCUGUAAAUCCAGUUCAACUUUCAGAACAAGAUUUCUUAGGAGAUGAAUAUGCAGUUGAUAAUGAUAUGCCACAAACUAGCUGCUCCAACAGCAUCCAGAAAAAGAUGCUGAAGACUGACUUUGCUGAGACGUAUCUACCCAGUGUGCCAGUCUUGCAGUGGGCAAAGCAUUUCUCUGAGCAGGAAUACGAGCGGUUAUCUCACUACCAUGGUGCCCAUGGCUGGGGUAGUGUCAGUAUUGACAUUCUGAAUGAAUCUUUGUCCCUCCUAAACACUUCUGCUAACCGGGUGAUGUUUGAUGACUGGAAGAAUAGAAAGUCCCGAUCAGGUUGCAUCCGCUGUGCUGUGGUUGGAAAUGGCGGAAUCCUGAAUGGGUCAAAGAAAGGCAAGGAGAUUGACCACAAUGACUAUGUGUUCAGGACAAAUGGUGCAGUUAUUAAUGGCUUUGAGAAGGAUGUUGGCUCACGUACCUCUUUCUACACCUUCUCCACCAACACCUUUCGCAACUCUUUAAGAAGUUAUGCACAUGCAGGCUAUAAAAGCGCUCCAAAGAGCAAGGAGACCAGGUACAUUUUCCUUCCUGAUCAUGACCGGGACUAUAUUCUCAUGCGAGCUGCAUCCUUGCACAUACCAAUCAAGUAUGGAAAAGAGCGGAGUUCAAAGCCUCCCGUAUAUUUUGGACCUAAUGUAACUGUAGAGAACUUUAAAAUGUACCACCCUGACUUUGUCCGUUACAUCAGAAACAGGUUUCUGCAUUCAGGCAGACUUAAAAGCAAACUGAGAAACAUCUACAGGCCGUCUACAGGAGCCGUGAUGCUAUUGGCAGCUCUCCAUACGUGUGACGAGGUAAACGCCUACGGAUUCAUGACUCCAGACUUCAGAAAUUACUCAGACCAUUACUAUGACAAAUAUCCUCGUAAGGUGCGUUUCUUUGCCAACCAUGACCUGCGAAUGGAGUUGAAUCUGUGGCAGAAGCUACACAAGGCAGGACUGAUAAAGCUCUACAUGCGAACAUGACCUUUAGUCUAACAAGCCUAAAUUGGACUCUGACCCCUCGCAGGAUUUAAGGCGUUUUGUGCUGUAGAUAAAAAUCCAUGUCAUGUUUUAAUGCCUCUGGAUUUUUUUUUUUUUUUUGACUCCCACAAAUUAAAGAGUAAUAUCAAUGAACUUUGAACUAGACUACAUUUAAACCUUGUCAGCUCACGAAGUUGACGAAAUGAUAUUUUCGUGUAAAGCGUGAAACUUUCUAAGAAUUUGAUGAAUGUAAGUGUGUUGGGAGCAUUGUGCAAGUGUGACUUGUAAUUUAGUACCUUGUUGUGUAAUGACAUAGAUGAAGGCUCUUAUAGCAAAAUGACAUCAAUGCUUAUACAGCAUAAUUUCUGGUGAACUUUGACUUUAAUGCUUAUUGUUAUGUUUUUCUGUAAUAUAUUAAAGACAGGGAAAAUAUUACGAAGUCUGCAUGUGGAAGAUGGGACUAAUUUUGAAUAUUGCUACCUCAAAUAAGUUAUAAAUAACAGCUAAGGAAAAUGUCUUGUAUCGACAAAUAGUUGGUUGUUGAUGGGCAUUUACUUAAAGACAGUUUUGCCUCGUUUGCCUUUUUUUUUUUUUUUGAAUUAAUAAUUCAAGUUUUAAUUUAUUUUUUAUGAAAUAAAGGAAGUAGUAUUUGACUUGA